Molecule: messenger RNA, 1794 nt
Organism: Chanos chanos (milkfish)
Lineage: Eukaryota; Metazoa; Chordata; Actinopteri; Gonorynchiformes; Chanidae
Gene: csnk1g2b
Product: casein kinase 1, gamma 2b
Exons: 11
Coding region: 168-1514 (448 amino acids)
Biological process (GO): protein phosphorylation
Molecular function (GO): ATP binding; protein serine/threonine kinase activity
Source: RefSeq, a predicted model, not a curated record
AAAAACAUCGGGGUAUAUAAACUAUACCUCACAUAAAGAACUCCCUGUCUCCUCUGUUUUUUUUGCGUUGCCUCCCUCCCCACAAGUUCCCCUGGGGGUUGUUUUGACUCCUCUCUGAUUUGCAUGGCAGGGGAGUAACCGUGGAGAAGCCAGGGUAUCAUAAGCUUAUGGAUUUUGAUAAGAGAGGUGGGAAGGGAGAGACAGAGGAAGGGAAAAGGAUGUCUAAAGCAGCUGGAAGCAGGACUGGACAUGGAGCCCGUGGGACAGGGACCAACUCGGGGGUUCUCAUGGUUGGCCCGAACUUCCGCGUGGGCAAAAAGAUCGGCUGUGGCAAUUUCGGGGAGCUGCGGCUGGGAAAGAACCUCUACACAAACGAAUACGUGGCCAUCAAAUUGGAACCAAUCAAAUCCAGAGCUCCACAGCUUCAUUUGGAAUAUAGAUUUUAUAAACAGUUGGGAAAUUCAGAGGGAAUUCCUCAGGUCUACUACUUCGGACCGUGCGGGAAGUACAAUGCCAUGGUAUUGGAACUUCUGGGGCCCAGUCUGGAAGACUUGUUUGAUCUCUGCGACCGCACCUUCUCCCUCAAAACCGUCCUCAUGAUAGCCAUACAGCUGAUAACGCGGAUGGAGUACGUCCACACCAGGAGCUUGAUAUACAGAGACGUCAAACCCGAAAAUUUCCUGGUGGGCCGGCCGGGAAGCAAGAGGCAACACACCAUCCACAUCAUCGACUUCGGGCUUGCCAAAGAGUACAUCGACCCCGAGACCAAAAAACAUAUCCCUUACAGGGAGCACAAGAGCCUAACGGGCACCGCUCGAUACAUGAGCAUCAACACGCACCUGGGCAAAGAACAAAGCAGAAGGGAUGACCUCGAGGCUUUGGGUCACAUGUUCAUGUACUUCCUGCGAGGCAGCCUACCAUGGCAGGGCCUGAAGGCGGACACGCUGAAGGAGCGAUAUCAGAAAAUUGGGGAUACCAAGAGAGCAACACCGAUUGAAGUUCUCUGCGAAAGUUUUCCAGAGGAAAUGGCCACAUACCUGCGCUACGUGAGGAGACUGGAUUUCUUUGAGAAACCAGAUUACGAUUACUUAAGGAAACUCUUCACCGACCUUUUCGACCGAAAUGGCUACGUCUUCGAUUACGAGUAUGACUGGGUCGGCAAGCCUCUGCCCACACCCAUUGGCCCGACACCCAGUGACACGCCCCAACCCAGCAGCCGAGACAAAGCUCAGCAGCAGACCAAAAAUCAGUCGCCUGAACCCAAAGGAAAUGAGUCCCAUCCCACUCCAGUGACCAAUAAGGAGACCUUGGGUUCACAUCUGACAGCUGAUAGGCUGGGGGGCUCUGCACAGGUAAUGAGCUCGACGAACGGAGAGCUAAACACCGACGAUCCGACCGCAGGACACUCCAACGCUCCCAUCACUGCGCCCACCGAGGUGGAGGUGGCAGACGAUACAAAGUGCUGCUGUUUCUUCAAAAGAAGAAAGAGGAAAGCACUCCAGAGACACAAGUGAAGAGCGAGACUUUUACGGAGAACUUGAAACAUUCUGGUCACUGUCAAGUUUUAAAUGGAGGCAAAUUUCACAGAUUCCCUUUCCCCUCCUAUUCAUCUUCAUCUUGUUUUUUUUUUUUUUUUUUCCCCUCUCUUCCUCUCUCUCUCUCUCUCUCUCUCUCUCUCUCUCCUCCUUCUCUCUGUCACCCUUUCUUCUUUUCGUAAAGCGAUCCUCCACCGCUGGAGCGCAAAAGGACCGUUGUUGGCUAUACAACAGACUGUGGUUCCUUUAAAAAAAAAAA